Glarea lozoyensis ATCC 20868 is the source of this 1506-nucleotide messenger RNA. RefSeq names its product Cytochrome P450. Gene Ontology annotation, molecular function: oxidoreductase activity, acting on paired donors, with incorporation or reduction of molecular oxygen; monooxygenase activity; iron ion binding. Lineage: Eukaryota; Fungi; Ascomycota; Leotiomycetes; Helotiales; Helotiaceae. The record is from RefSeq and is a predicted model, not a curated record. The transcript has a single exon. Bases 1 to 1506 code for a protein of 501 amino acids.
AUGGAAUUCCUUUCAUCCAAAAUCGCCGAUGUCCAACAAUCUCCCCUGUUUUACCCACUGCUCACAGUCUCCUUCGUGCUCCUCAUCCAUCACGUAGUCUACAAUGUCUACUUCCACCCACUCGCCCAUAUCCCCGGUCCUAUCAUCGCCCGUAUCUCUCCUUUAUGGCUCUGGUAUCAUUCCUACAUCGGCGACGAAGCGACCGUCAUCGAUAACCUUCAUGAGAUCUACGGACCAAUCCUCCUUGUCUCUCCAUAUGAAGUAGACAUUUCCGACCCAGCCGCUAUAAAUCCAAUCUACAUUGCCAAAGGCGGGUUUCCAAAAGCUCCAUGCUACGCCAACUUCGAUAUUGACGGCCACAAAACCAUUUUCUCGACCACAGAUCCAGAAUAUAGAUCUCCACGCGCAAAAGCAGUGGUAGGGUUAUUCAGUACCAAGGCUAUUAAGGAGAAUGAGGACAAGCUUUAUGGAUGUGUGGAUCGUAUGGUGUCUCGAUUAGAGUCGGAGAAGAAGAAAGGAAAAGUGGAUAUUUUGAAUCUGUGUAGAAGUCUGGCUGUGGAUGCUGUGAGUACGCAUUUAUUCGCACAGAAUUAUAAUGGAGUGUCCGAGAGUGGAGGAACAUUGAGUGCAAGUGCUUUCGUGGAUACAUUCGUCGCCGUGGGCAGGUUCUUUUACUUGCCUAAUUUGCUGUUCCUCUGGCUGGAAUGGGGGACAGAGAAGGUUCUUGGGGAUGUGAAUACAGCUACUAGUUUUGAAGUGGUGGAGAAGUUCGUAGAGGGACUGGUCGAUAGGGCUGUGCCGAGUAAAAACGGGAAUUAUCCAGGGAGACUACUGGAAGUCGGGUUAUCGAAGGAUGAAGUCAAGGUUCAGUGUAAAGAUUUGAUCUUUGCGGGAACUGAUUCUACAGGAAUGAACAUGGCUACGAUGUGCAGACAGCUAGUGCUCAAUCCAGAGAAGUACUUCCUACCCACUCUACUAUUUCUAUAUCGUGUUAAUGAAUUCAGAUACAAACGUCUUUAUACUGAACUCCAAACAAAUAACUCCCUCCCGGAAUCAUCAAUUCAAGAAAUCCAAUCCCUCACUUACCUUUCUGCCGUAAUCCGCGAAACCCUUCGCAUAUCCAUGGCCAAUCCAACACGCCUCCCACAUAUCGUUCCUUCCUCUGGUUUCAACCUUCAGAAUACCCACAUUCCCGCAGGUACGGUCGUAGGCUGCUCCGGCUACUCUCUGCACUUCAAUCCCAAAGUGUUUCCCGAACCGCACGCAUUCAAGCCAGAGAGAUGGUUAGAAAACGUGACUUCAGAGAUGAAUACCAGCUUCUUCGCAUGGGGAGCCGGGAAUAGGGCCUGUAUUGCAAGGAACUUGGCUACUACCGAAUUAUAUAUGGCGGCUGAACGACUGAUUUUGAGUCGGGUGCUGGAAGGCGCGAAAAGUGAGGGUGAGGUGGAGAUUUUCGAGUGGUUUAAUAGUUGUGUGAAGGGGGAGGGGAUUGAAUUGGUUUGGUAG